Messenger RNA from Kluyveromyces lactis, 1578 nucleotides. It is a transcript of the gene PEX29, whose product is annotated as Pex29p. Gene Ontology annotation, cellular component: peroxisomal membrane. Lineage: Eukaryota; Fungi; Ascomycota; Saccharomycetes; Saccharomycetales; Saccharomycetaceae. The coding region runs from base 1 to 1578 and encodes 525 amino acids. The transcript has a single exon. Gene Ontology annotation, biological process: peroxisome organization. The record is from RefSeq and is a predicted model, not a curated record.
AUGGAUGCGAUCUGGAAGAGCACAACGGGGCGGUCUGAUACCAGCCCAUCGCAAAGCACUCAGAGCCUGUUAAAUGACAAGCUUGUUGAGAAGAUUAUAUAUAUGGCAUUGCCUGCCUCUAAUGAUCUGGCUACUGAUACUAUAGAGAAUAGGGUACAGGCAGGUGCAGGAAGACCUGGCUUGUCUGUGCCGAUAAUGAGUAGGAACUUCGUGCAGAUGAAUUCGAGGCUUGGCGCCCCAUUCAUGAUCAUUGAUGAGAUAAUAAGGAUCUUCAAUUGGACUAAUGCAGCUUAUACUUUAUGCAUAAUGUCAUUCUAUUCGUUUCUAGUGUUGAAACCAUUACCAGUGCUUGUAUCGGGUCCUUUCGUGUACAUUCUAUUUGGCAUCAUGUCACCAACGUAUAUGGAUAUACAUAAGCCUGAUCCUCACAUGAACUUAGAUCAUAACCCAAUUCCUGCUCGCGGGCCUCCGUUGAAAAAUCCACAAUUGCCAGGUCCUGUUCCAGAGUUUAGCAAGGAGUUCAUAUUAAACUUAACUGACUUGCAGAACCAUAUGACGUUAUAUGUGAUGGCAUACGAUUUCGUAUCGAAUUUUUUGGCUAAGUUUGCAUACUUUAAGAACGAGAAUGUCAGUUCGGCCGUAUUUCUAGGACUACUGCUAUUCUCUUGUAUCAAUUCGCUAGCUAUUGAUAGUAUUUCCUCGCUAAUACCUUGGAAAUUCAUCUUUUUAUGUGCCGGAUGGACUUUUGUAAUAUCGUUACAUCCAAAGAUAAGGGACACCAUGUUUAAUUUGAUGUAUUCAGAGGAGACACGGUUAAGGAUACUUACCAAGAUGAACCACAUAGAGCGUAUUAUAAACGAUAAAUUUGAUUCUUAUGAACCCAGAGAAAGAAGAGAAGCUUCGAUAUUCGAGCUUCAGAGGUUCAAUGCGGAGGAAAAAAGUUGGGAAUUGGUUGGUUAUUCUACAGAUGAAUACGCAUUGUUUUCUGAGAGUAGGAUGAAAGAGCUAUCGACCAGUCAAAUACCUAACGUUCAGACAUUGGCAGAAGUAAAGCCUCCUGCAGAAUGGGAUUGGCUACUUAAUGUAGAUUGGACUUUAGACCUUCAUCCUACGGAAUGGGUAUCUGCAGGUUUCAUACAGUACGUUGAUGUUGACAAUGAAACAAAAUGGGUAUAUGAUGUGGAGCUGAAUGGUGAAAGGGGCCAAUACAGGAGACGAAGAUGGGUGAAAGCUUGCAUCAGACAGAAACAUUUUACAGCUGCAGUGAAGAAUGGUGGAAACAGCACCACAAAAAGUAAUGAAGUUAACGAAACCGAUGAUGAAAUGGAAUCAGUAGAUCGAAAUUUAUACAAUGGCUAUGCUUCGAUUACACAAACAUCAUUCUCUGGUGCCGAUAAAAACGCUACAAAGACUAAUGAUGCAAAUAAUGAUAACGGCAUAGUUAAGUCCCCUUCGACUGCAUCCAUAUCCAGCUUUAUCAGUCAGGGAAGCACAAACUCCGUAGCUCAACAAACAAAUUCUGCUGAAAAAUCGAAAGCUGUGAGGAGCUUAACUGAUCUCCUUAGUUUGACAGGCUGA